Molecule: messenger RNA, 384 nt
Organism: Microthlaspi erraticum
Lineage: Eukaryota; Viridiplantae; Streptophyta; Magnoliopsida; Brassicales; Brassicaceae
Source: the annotation of a GenBank genome assembly
AUGGUCACUACAACAUCAUUGACGCUCUUCAUCUUCCUCCUCGUAUCAACUACCAUCUCCGUGGUCUCAACACUAAGAAACAUCUCGCCGGCAACUGAAAACUCAGGAGUAUGGUGCGUGGCGAAUAGGAAAGCAACGGAUGAGCAGCUACAAGCGAAUAUAGAUUGGUGUUGCAGCGAACAAGGAGGUUUCCGCAAUUGUUCAUCGAUCCAACCCGGUGGAGAUUGCUUUGAACCAAACACUCCACGAGAUCAUGCGUCGUACGUAAUGAACUCGUAUUAUCAGAACCUCGGUCAUACCAAGGAACAAUGCGAUUUCGGUGGUACUGGCUCUGUAACUAAACACGACCCGAGUCACGGCGCCUGUGUUUACGAGAAUUAUUAG